Molecule: messenger RNA, 2136 nt
Organism: Rhododendron vialii
Lineage: Eukaryota; Viridiplantae; Streptophyta; Magnoliopsida; Ericales; Ericaceae
Product: protein HIGH CHLOROPHYLL FLUORESCENCE PHENOTYPE 173, chloroplastic
Exons: 13
Coding region: 165-1997 (610 amino acids)
Source: RefSeq, a predicted model, not a curated record
AUUACGGUACUUAUGGAACACCGAACACAUCAUGUGGGUUCGAUUGUUUCGCCUUUCGGAUUGGCGGGGGGUGUGAGUAGAGCAUUUCCCACGUAGAUACAGGAGGAUAAAUAGCCAUCCCAUUUGGGAUUGGGAUAAACUCUCCAAAGCCGGUGGAUAUCAACAUGACACUGACAAGUGCAAGUGCCGCCGCUACUGCAGUAGCAUUCACAAACACUUGCAGCAAUCCCUACAGCAAAAUUAGGCGACCGAAAACCCCAUUGGAAUUUGUUCUUGGUGCUAUCCCCCUCCGUAAUCAUAUUCCUACCAGCAGCUCUUUCAGUUGCUACCGGAGUAGUAACAGACUUAUUUCCCUAUCCGUUGUCGCAAGGGCUGCUGGGGAUGAUAAGGAGAAAUAUCAGAAUCAGGAGAAUGAUGAUAAUAAUGAUAUUAUUAAUGGUGUUGAGGAGGAGGAGCGAUCAUCGCAGCAGCAGCAGCAGCAGGCGUCUACUGCUGCGAUGAUAAAAUUGGACGACGUGAACCCGGUGGGACUGGGGAGGCGGUCAAGGCAAAUAUUCGAUGAGUUGUGGCGUAAGUUCUCAGGGUUGGGACAGAUCUCUAGGACCACUCGCACAGACGACGAGACUAGCCUUCUCAUCAACGAGGGCGGUCCCAUGUGUGAGUUCGCCAUCCCUGGCGCUCAGAACACCACCGUCCUUGUUGUUGGUGCCACCAGCCGUGUUGGCCGCAUCGUUGUCCGCAAACUCAUGCUCAGGGGUUACAUCGUCAAGGCUCUAGUUAGGAAGGCAGAUCAGCAAGUUGUGGACAUGCUUCCAACAUCUGUGGAGAUAGUGAUUGGGGAUGUUGGUGACCCCUCGAAUCUUAAAGCUGCUGUCAAAGGUUGCAACAAAAUUAUCUAUUGUGCCACUGCUCGUUCCUCCAUCACUGGGGAUCUCAACAGAGUUGACUAUCAGGGGGUUUCCAACCUUACGAAAGCAUUCCAGGACUACAACAAUAAAUUGGCACAACUACGAGCUGGCAAAAGCAGCAAAAGUAAGCUUUUACUUGCAAAGUUCAAGUCUGCUGAUUCACUAAAUGGGUGGGAUGUUCGCCAAGGAACCUAUUUUCAAGAUGCGGUACCUGCCAAGUAUGACGGGGGUAUGGAUGCUAAAUUUGAAAUCGCUGAAAGUGGAGAUGCAGUUUUCUCAGGUUAUGUUUUCACCAGAGGAGGAUACGUGGAACUAUCAAAGAAGCUUUCGCUUCCUUUGGGUCGCUCUCUUGACAGAUAUGAAGGUCUACUGCUCUCUGUUGGUGGGAAUGGUAGGUCUUAUGUCUUAAUUCUGGAAGCUGGCCCUCCAGCGGACACAUCUCAAAGCAGAAUGUAUUUUUCUCGAUUCAGCACAAAAGUAGGAUUUUGCAGGGUGAGGAUACCAUUUUCAAGUUUCCGACCAGUGAAAGCGGAUGAUCCUCCAUUAGAUCCGUUUCUUGUACACACCUUGACCAUUCGUUUUGAGCCGAGAAGACAGAGGCCAAUUGAAGGACCUGCUGGAAUGAAACAAGAUAUGAGAAGUUUUCAACUCAUAAUGGAAUAUAUUAAAGCAUUGCCCACUGGGGAAGAAACGGACUUUAUCUUAGUUUCUUGUACAGGAUUAGGAAUAGAACCUACCAGAAGGGAGCAGGUUUUGAAAGCCAAAAAGGCUGGGGAAGAUUCAUUAAGAAGAUCAGGCCUUGGAUACACUAUAAUUCGCCCUGGUCCGCUACAGGAAGAACCUGGUGGGCAACGUGCUCUCAUCUUUGAUCAGGGAAACAGGAUUUCUCAGGGCAUCAGCUGCGCUGAUGUGGCUGAUAUCUGUGUGAAGGCAUUGCAUGAUUCAACUGCAAGGAACAGGAGCUUUGAUGUAUGUUAUGAAUACGUGGCUGAGCCAGGGAAGGAGCUCUAUGAGCUGGUAGCACAUUUACCCGACAAAGCAAAUAACUAUUUGACACCGGCACUCUCAAUUUUAGAGAAGAACACUUGAUCUCUCUGUAUAAGUUGUCUUCCAGGAUAUGUAAGAGUAGAUUACGGAAAGAUGUCUAGUAUUCGAGGAUAGGUAUAUGUAUAUGUGUGUAUAUUCAAAUUCACUUCAAAAAAGAACACUUUUGCCGUUGGUCUGACUA